Sus scrofa (pig) is the source of this 7182-nucleotide messenger RNA. The record is from RefSeq and is a predicted model, not a curated record. NCBI's taxonomy places the organism in Eukaryota, Metazoa, Chordata, Mammalia, Artiodactyla, Suidae.
UUGGGUUGUUUCCAUGUCUUGGCUAUUGUGAAUGGAGCUGCAGUGAACGUAGGGGUGCAUGGAUCUUUUUCAGGGAAAGUUUUGUGUGGAUAUAUGCCCAAGAGUUCAAUUGCUGGGUCACACGAUCGUUCCCUGUUGAGUUUUCUGCGGUAGCCCCAAACUAUUUUCCAUGGUGGUUGUGCCACUCUAUAAUCCCACCUACAGUGUAGGAGGGUCCAUUUACUCCAUACCCUCUCCAGCAUUUGUUAUUUGUGGAUUAUUAAUGAUGGCCAUUCUGACCGCUGUGAAGUGAGUGGUACCUCAUAGUAGUUUUGAUUCACAGUGUCUUUCGAUGCACCCUUUAAGAAAAUUUCAUGAAGUCCAGUUUGCCUCAUUUUCCCUUUGUUCUCUGAACCUUUGGUGUUAUUUCGUGAUGAGUAUGUUAGAGAAUGUAGUAGACGAGGUGGCCUCUAUGUAUCAACAGGGGGAAAUGUUGGCAAAGAGGUGACUACCCUGAAAAAGAGCCUAAUGGAAAUUCCAGAAAUAAAAAACCAUGUCUGGACUGCAGCAUGAAUUGGAUGAGCUUAACGCCAGAGGAAAGAAUCUGUGAAACUGAAACAGCAAAAUGUAAAUGACCCAAACCGAAGCACAGUGAGGGAAAAUGCAGUGAGUUUAAGAAUGAGUUUAAGAAAAGACCCCAGAGGAGUUCCUGUGGUGGCAAAGUGGUUAACGAAUCCGACUAGGAACCAUGAGGUUGCGGCUUCGAUCCCUGGCCUCGCUCAGUGGGUUAAGGAUCCGGCGUUGCCAUGAGCUGUGGUGUAGGUUGCAGACAAGUCUCGGAUCCCGUGUUGCUGUGGCUCUGGCAUAGGCCGGCGGCUGCAGCUCCGAUUGGACCCCUAGCCUGGGAACCUCCAUAUGCCACGAGAGUGGCUCAAGAAAUGGCAAAAAGACAAAAAAAAAAAGACACGAGAGGUUUGUGGGACAAUGUCAAUGGGUCCACUGAUUGCAUGACUCAAUUCUCAGAAACUGAGGAACGAGGGAACAAAAUAAUACUUGAAGGGAUGAAUGGUUAGGAAUGUUCCCCAACUGAUGAAAAAUACCCAUCCACAAACCUCAGAAGCUCAUUGAAUCCCAGUGAAGACAGAUACAAAGACAAUCUUGCCCUGGACAGCACAGCAAAACUGCUGAAAAGCCAAAAAUUAUAAACACCAAAGCACAAGAGCAGCUAUAGAAAAAUGGGUUCAGGAGAAAGAAUUCUCAGAAACACAGGAGACCAAAUGGCAAAACCCAGCCUCUUCAGAGGAGGAAAGAAAAAACACGUCUACCCAGAACCUUACGUCCUGCACAAACACCCUUCAAUAAUGAGCCGAAGAAAGACAUACUCAGCCAAGAGUCCGUUCCCAUUUGACCCACAUAAAUGCUACGAGGAGAUCUUCGGAGAAGGGAGCUCAGGAGGGGAAGGACAAACGUGUGGCUAAGUGUACAGGCUUAGCAGAUUUCCAGGCGGAUGGAGAGACAUUCUCUGACAGCUGAAAGCUAAGGCUCAGCCUCUAGAGGAUCACAGAGAAGGAGGCUUGUUGUGAAACUGAGUCAGAAGGAUGCUCUUAUAGCAGACUUUCAAGACAACCCUUAGCCCGGGAUAACAACCAGAGGAUGACUGGCCUGAGAACUUGGUAUUCCAGAAAGCAGAAUUCAGGUACACAAGAGAUCAUGAUUCCCUUGAUUCCUCCUCACCCUUUUCACACUCUCUACCUCUUUCUCCCACUCCCUCUCAGCUUCUCUCUCUCUCUCUCUCUCUCUCUCUCUCUCUCUCUCUCUCUCUCUCUCUCUCCCCCUCUCUCUCUCCCUCUCCCCCUCCCUCCCUCCCUCCCUCUCUCUCUCUCUCGGUGCCCAGGGGCAGAGACAACAAUCCGGCCUAAGCAAUCUGGACUCAAGUUGGUAGGGUCAGUAUUUUGGCGGCCAGGGCUUAAUCUGGUUGUGUCAUUGUUUGAAGACUGUCAUUCUCAAGAAUCACACAAACCCUGACAGGACUGGAAGGUCGGUCUUAGGGAAAAUGCCUGAAGUUAGGAUUUACCCAUGGGGCCCAUAUUUUACCCAGUAAGCCAUGUGCUAGAAACGUUUCAAUUGGGAGGACACGCUAGGUGGAGUACCUAUGUCUCUGUCUUGGGGUAUGGCUCCUGGGUGCUCCACACACCACGAACUCACAUCCAAGGCAGGAAGAGGCAUCCCUUCAGAGAAUGUGGCCAGAGGGAACUGAGUGGCUGGAGGCCCGCAUGAACGGGUGGUCAGGAAGGAAGGGUCUGGAGACCAGGGAGCAUGAGAGGCUGGCUGGUCCACGGAGUUGGCCCUUGAUGGCUCAGGAUGGCCUCCAGUGAAUCACCUGUGAGUGAGGUCUUCUUCUCUGCUCAGGGUGGAGGGGAACAAGUCAAUGGAGGAAGAGAGUUAGCUUUGGGAUGAAAGGCCCAAGGCCAUGCGUGAGGGCCAGGAAGACUGGUGGUCUUUCCCUAGCAAAACGUCUUCUUGGUUUCACGACAGUUUCUACAGGCACCUUUCAGAAACAUCUACAAAAAGAAACACACUAGUGCCUAUGGGCACUCACAGAGACACACGAGGCCAGGUCCACCACACUCACUGCAGUUCGGUCUUGGGUCGUGAGGCAGCAAAGCACGGGUUCAGUGUGGGAGGAAAGAACAUGUAUUUCAAAGAUUUCCAAGACAGGGAUCAGAUCCAUUAGAGUCUCCUGACCUGGUAGUAACAGGGACGUGUCCUCCCUCUGAAGGCUCAGGAAAGGAGAAGUUGCCAGGCAAGAUGGGAUUUUUAUUAUGGCCAUCUGGGUUGAAGAGAUACUGAGAGAGGGCAUAUUGCAGUGGAUCGUUGUGCAUUUUGAAACAGUCCUGUCCCCUUUAGAGACCUGAGGCAAGGAACCUUCAUCAGGCAGCAGCCACAGCAAAGAGGAGGAGAGAUCGAGUGAGCAGGAGACAGAGCAGUGACAGAGAGGGGCAGGGAGGCGGCAACACAGACACAGGCAUCAACAGGUAGAUGGAGAGAAUCAGAGCCAGAGACAGAAAGACCGACAGAGAAUCUGGCAGGAUGGAUGGGAAGGGUGACGAUGAAGAAAAUAAGCGGGGGGAGGAAGAAGGGGAGAAAAACUAUUAGCGAUCUCAUGCGUACAUUGGGAAUGCAAACAUUGUCUCCUCCUCUGUCAUCAUUGGUCUUGAGUUUUGACACCAGGAAGGGGACUAACAAAAGGAACGAUAUCUUCACGGAGGCGGCUUGUAUAUUCUGGAACUGUACCUUCUAUGGGGAGACCCGGCCCUUGGGUUCAUAGCUUGUUCCCCUGGGGGCUGAAUGGACUUGGGUCAUAAGGGAAGUUUGUGAUACUUCCAUCAGGCGUGGUUCGCCCUAGCUCGCUAUGUGCUGCUUCUCCCCGUUUUUGAAAAGAAGGCAUCUUCAUGCCACAUCAGGCUUCGCCUCAAAGGAGAACACAUUUGGAGUGCCUUUCAAGUGAUGCAAACUCCCUGUACCAAACCAGUGCACAGAGUUCAUUGGGCAGCACUUUGGCUCAUUUUCCUAGGUAUAGGACAGGCCUAGAUGGGAAAAAGGCAAGGUUUGGUCUCCGAAGUAAACCCGCACUGGGGCUGGUGUUCACUCACUGAAUAGGAUACACUUUGCAAGGAGAAACGUUGCACAUUCAUCUUUUGUGGAGUUUGUGAGAUUUCCGUCCGGCGUGGAUUGCCCUAGGUCACUGUGUGCUGCUUUUUCCCGCUUGUGAAAAGAAGGCGUUUUCAUGCCACAUCAGGCUUCUCCUCAAAGGAGAACACGUUUGGAGUGCCUUUCAAGCGAUGCAAACUCCCUGCACCAAACCAGUGCACAGAGAGCACCUUGGCUCAUUUGCCGUAUGUAUAGGAGUGGCCUAGGUUGGAAAAAGGCAAGGGUUGCUUUCCCGAGCAAACCCGCACUGGGGCUGGUGUUCGUUCACUGAGACAGGAGCUCCUGAGUGUUACAGCUCUUAAAGUCACCUCUUGACCAGGUCAAAAUGACAACGGUCUUCUACCACCUGGCUUUCUUCAGGAAGUGAUAAAAUAUCCCAACCCAACCAGCUCCUGCCCCAGGCAUCCUGUCAGGCCCUAUUGGCCAGAAUAGGGUAAGAUGCUCUCCACACCCCCAGCCACUCCUAACAAAGAGGAAGGGGAGGACCGGGAUGGAUUUCCUGCAGUCACGAUGCAUUCCCAGGUAGCCCAUUGAUUGCAUCAGGAGACCCGAACAGUUCACAUUUUAUUCAUGAGUAUUACUGUGGUUCCGGGUAGAAGAAAUGGCUGCUGGGAAAAUACCAACAAUGUUUGUAAGGACAGUCACGGACCAAAAGUCCGCAGAGGGUAUGGAUUGUCCUUGGAGCUGAAGAAGUCACGGAAGAUAGGGAGUUCCCAUUGUGGGACAGCAGAAGUGAAUCCGAGCAUCAUCCGUGAGAAUUUGGGUUCGAUCCCUGGCCUCACCAGUGGGUCAGGGAUCCAGUGUUGCUGUGAGCUGUGGAGUAGGUUGCAGAUGCAGCUUGGAUCCUGCAUUGCUGGCCCUGUGGUGUAGGCUGGCUGCUGCAGCUCCUAUUAGAGCUCUGGUCUGGGAAGGUCCAUGUACCACGGCUGUGGCCUAAAAAAACAGUUACAGAAAAUAAAGACAGGGGUGCAGUGGUGCCGGCAGCACAUGGGACUAAAGUCUUCAGUGAUGAGCACAACGACAGAGAAGGGACAAAUGACUGCCCAGGAGGAGUGAUGAGGCUGUGUCUAGGAAGGCCACAACCACCUUACCAGACGGGCGGCCUGCUCCCUCUGUUGCCCUGGACCCUCGGGUGUGAGGACCGAUCCUCUGCUCAGAGUCCAGCCUCCUCUGUCCUCCUUGCUUCAUUCUACCUGCAGCCCACCCAUCUUUCUUUGGAUCUGCCUUUCUUUGAGAAGUUAUCCUCUGUAUUGGCUAUCAGGUGGCAGAACCUGUGGACCCAAAAGGAGCAGUUGCACUGGCAGGGACUAGGUGGACCUCGGGUCGCCAUGGAAAACUCUUGGUGGAGCACAGGCAAGAGUUGGGGCGGGAGGACCUGCACCCCAUAAGAAAUACCCACCAGCUCUCAGAUCCUCGAGGGUUGUAGGAGCACCGAGACAUUCAAGCUGGGAAAUGAAGACUGUGAUAGGGCAGAGCGAGACCCAAGCUUCCCCGGGCAAUGGCAGCGUGAGCUCCUGUCCAACUGCCAAAAGAUGAGAGUUGGCAUCUUACCAGAAGGUUUGGAGGGAUAGGAUGAGAGACGCCUGGCCAUUGGCCGGAAGCGCAUGGCGGGGGAGGGGGUUGCGGAAGCUGCCUCGUGAUUGGCCCGGGCCACGGGGAUGUCACAGGGAGGCAUUGUGACUUGAGGGCAAGGCAGUUAUAAAAGCCCAGUGCUUCCACCGUCUCCCAGACGGAGGAUAUGGCUUUUCAGCUGUUCCUGCUCUUGCUCUUCAAGGCGGUGUCCUCUGCCGCCUUCUCUGCACCUGCACAUGGCAUGCCCCAGGCCCACCUGUCCUGCCCCGGGCCUCUCACCCACACUUGGUGUACCACAUUCCUGUUCGCAUCCAGCUUUGAGCCCCUUUGCGGGCGGAUGAGCCUGCGCACCCGCACCCGGCGCCUCCUCCACCCGCAGCCCUCCUCGGGCCUGGCCCAGCUCCUCAACACUGUGCUCAGGUUCUACAACAGGGGCUUGGACGUCUGGAACCAGAACCAAGCAGACCCCCACGCGGAGGGGAAGCAGCCCUCCCAGCCCUGUUGGCCAAGAGACCUGGACACGUGCCACGCCUCCAACUCCACACUGCACAGAAGGCAGCUGGCCACCCCUCCUCAGACAUCCAUGGACCCCAGAUCCAAGAUCUCCACCUUGGCCCUCCUGCUCCACAAAGGAGAGUCACAGACUCACAGGGCGAGUUCCUGUACCUCCUGCCCACCUCCAUGCAACCUCUCAAAGGGCUCUCCAGCCCAUGUGGGACCACCAGCCUGGGUGAGGCGACUGGUCCAGUUAGGGCCACCAGUCCUGGCAGGGCCAAAAGUCCAGGCAAGGCGACCAGCCCAGGUGGGACCACCAGCCCAGGUGAGGACACCAGCCCAGGAAGGACCAGCAGCCCAGAUGGGACCAGUGGCCCUGGUGAUGCUACCACCACAGGUGGGACCAACAGCCCAUGUGGGGACGUUUCCCCAGGCAGGAGCAACAGCCCAAGUGGGGCCACCAAGCCUUGCGGGACCAAUGGCCCCAAUAGGGACAGCAGCCCAGGUGAUGGGGCCACUAGACCAGGCCACGACUCCAGCUGAUGCCAGGCUACCAGCCCAGGCAGGCCCAGCAUACCAGGUGGGGCCACCACUCCAGGCAAGUCCACCCGCCCAGAUGUGUCCGUCACCCCAGGCGAGGCUACCAACCCAGGUGGGGACACCAGCUCCUCUGGUGCCACCAGCCCAGUCAGGUCCACCAGCCCAGGUGGGGCCAACACCCCAGGCGGGGACACCAGCCCAGGCAGGGACACCAGGAUCGGCGAGGAUACCAGCCCAGGCGGAACCAACAUGCCAGGCCAGGCCAACAGCCCAGACGGGGACACCAGCCAUGACAGAAACCCUGUGGUCACAGCUAGGCUUUGGAAACAUUGAGAGUUUGCUCCUUCUGUUGACUCGCUGUGCUCUGGUGCUGCUCUUUUCCUUCUGGACAUUUAUCUCAUGCAGAGAGAUAAAGGACUACCGUGAGUUCCAACAAGAGCAGCUGGCAGAGCUGGGCAAAGGAUUGAAGAUGAUGGGUAAAGCCCUGGGAGAACUUGAGAAGACACUAAAUGCAGAAAGAGAACAUAAAAAUCAUCUUUCCAAGGAGCUGUCUGAGCUGAAGGCAGAGCUCAGAAUUUCUGAAAAGGAAACAGAGAGAUGGAAAAAGCUGUUUUUUCUAUUGUCCCGGGCACAACACCUUUUGAAGGCCUUCCCGGAAGAUGCAAAGGGGCACUGUGUGCAGGUGGAGCAGGGCCCUUAGAGGCAGGCCCAGGCCUGGGAGCUGGAGAGUUUCUUCCUCCCUGUGCACGCCCCCUAGAGGGGGAGAAGAGGGGUGGGGAGGGAGGGCAAAGCGGAGGCUAGGGUAGGGGUGCUGGGACAGAGACGUGGCCUGAAUUUCAUGAUGUAUGUAUAUUUUGAAUAAAUAAUUGAAUGUUGGAAGGCAAA